Messenger RNA from Coffea eugenioides, 1682 nucleotides. RefSeq names its product D-glycerate 3-kinase, chloroplastic. The transcript has 12 exons. The record is from RefSeq and is a predicted model, not a curated record. Gene Ontology annotation, cellular component: cytoplasm. Gene Ontology annotation, biological process: photorespiration. Lineage: Eukaryota; Viridiplantae; Streptophyta; Magnoliopsida; Gentianales; Rubiaceae. Bases 47 to 1420 code for a protein of 457 amino acids.
UUGCCACCCUUGGAGUGAGAAAGAGCACUGAGGGAUAAGCCCGGCAAUGGCGGCGCUGAAUAUACUAUGGCAACCCACAAAUCCAGGGCAGCUGACACAGCCCUCCACCUCACCAUCUCAUUCCAAUUUCAAUUCCGAUAUAAUUCAUACUGAUUGUUAUCAUAAUAAUAGUACUAAUCGGAUAGCUAUCAAAUCCAAAUGGGCUGCCGUCCCAAGAAGAGCACUGACCAAAGUCAGAGCAAAGUUCUCUCCUUUACCUUCCCAAAUGUUGCCUGAAUCCUCAAUUUCAUCAGGCAGUAAAAGUUCUUGGAUACAAGACAAUUCUGCCUGUGGUGAUAAUUUUGUUCACAAUGGUCACAGGCAAGGCCCAAUACAUUCCCGCUUUCCUACAGCCCCUGCUGAAGUUUCAGCUGUGAAGGAUCUAUUUGAUUUCAUAUGCUCAGGACCACUUCUAGACAAGUUCGGUCUAACCACAGAGAAGGUGGCAGAGUCUAUUGAUAAGUGGUUACUGUAUGGCUCAAAAUUGUGUAGAUUGUUUCAACUCGAUGAGUUGUAUAUGACAGAUCCUCAAAAAGUUCGAAUCUACCACUACUAUGUUCCAGUGUUCUUGUGGUGUGAAGACGAAAUUUCUCAGCAUAUGUCAACUUUUAAUGAAGGAGAAGAUAUCCCUCCUUUGGUGAUUGGUUUUAGUGCACCACAAGGUUGUGGAAAAACAACACUUGUCUUUGCACUGGAUUAUCUUUUUCGGAUCACUGGGAGGAAGACUGCAACCUUAUCCAUUGACGACUUCUAUUUAACUGCAGAAAGUCAGGCAAAACUGCGUGAAAGGAAUUCAGGGAAUGCGCUUUUAGAGUUUCGCGGAAAUGCUGGAAGCCAUGAUCUUUCAUUGUCAGUUGAGACACUGACAGCUCUAUCCAAAUUGACUAAAGAAGGGUUGAAAAUGAAACUUCCUCGGUAUGAUAAAUCUGCACACAAUGGUAGAGGUGACCGAGCUGAUCCUUCGACAUGGCCAGAAGUUGAGGGGCCACUAACUGCUGUCCUGUUUGAGGGUUGGAUGCUUGGUUUUAAACCUGUCCCUGCUGAAACCGUCAAAGCUGUUGAUCCUCAGCUUGAGACAGUGAAUAAGAAUCUGGAAGCAUAUUAUGAUGUAUGGGACAGGUUUGUAAACUCAUGGAUAAUUAUCAAGAUUCAAGACCCAAAUUAUGUCUACCAGUGGCGGUUGCAGGCAGAGAUUGCUAUGAGGGCGGAUGGAAACCCAGGCAUGUCCGAUGAAGAGGUUAUGGAUUUUGUUUCACGGUACUUGCCUGCAUACAAGGCUUAUCUCCCUACUCUUUACGCCGAAGGACCCAAGGGUUCUGAUCCAAAGCAUGUCCUUGUCAUUGAGAUUGACGAAGGAAGAAACCCCAUCCUUGGUUGCUAGGUAAAGAUUAGCAGCUCAAUAGGCUUCGGUGCAGGGGGACUUGAUUUUUCCCGUGCAUUUGCUUAGACAUGGUUUUUUGGAUCAGCCUUAUCAUUGUACUAUUGUCUUCACCAUUUUUUUAUCCAACUUUUUGUACAAUUUAAAGGUCAUAUGGUAGGUAUUAUUAGGUGAAACCGUUGAUUUCUUUUUUUUUUUUUCUCCUUCCCCUUUGUUUUAGCAGAGUGCAAAAGGCUAAUAUGGCCGAGAAUAGAUGUAAAUUUGA